Molecule: messenger RNA, 1539 nt
Organism: Oppiella nova
Lineage: Eukaryota; Metazoa; Arthropoda; Arachnida; Sarcoptiformes; Oppiidae
Source: the annotation of a GenBank genome assembly
AUGUUGGACACAAACUUCUCAAUUGUAGACUAUUUAGUGUUUGCGCUCCUAUUGAUCGCCUCAUCACUUAUCGGAGUAUACUUUUGGUACAAAUCGCGAAAUACAGCCACAAAUGCCGAGUACCUGACCGGUAUGCCGGCUGAGGUAUACCAAGUGGGCACUCAAAUGUGGGUGACAUCAAUAUCAUGUAUUAUAGCCAUUGUGUUGACGGCUGAGAUCCCUUAUUUGGCGACUGUAUUGUAUGGACCGGCAGUGGCACUCAGUGCAGUGACACCGCUAUCAAUACCGAUGUCUAUACUUUUGGUGGGAUUUAUAUGCACUUUCUACACAUCCAUUGGAGGCAUAAAAGCGGUCAUUUGGACGGACGUAUUGCAGGGCUCACUUAUGUUACUCGGAGUACUUGUGGUUAUCGUAACUGGUGUGAUAGAAACGGGUGGAUUGAAGGAGCUAUGGAACAUCAAUGAGCAAGGUGGUCGACUCAAAUUUUUCAAUAUGAAGGUAGAUGUCUAUAAUCACGACAACUUCUGGAAUGUACUCAUUGGUACGGCGGUAACAUGGUCGGGCGGUUACUGUAUAUCACAGCCACAGAUACAACGAUACUGUAACGUGGGUUCACCUCAAAAGGGUCGGCGGGCGUUGUAUUGGAAUCUCCCGGGGCUCAUAGUAUUUGUCGUGAUGUCCAUAACGUGUGGCAUGGUCAUAUACGCCAAAUACCACGCGUGUGACCCUGUUACUUUGGGUCUGAUUAAAAGACAUGACCAACUCAUGCCGUAUUACGUUAUGGACACUUUAUCUCAAUACCCGGGAUUACCGGGUCUUUUUGUGGCAUGUGUGUUCAGUGGGUCGCUCAGCACCCUAUCGUCGGGUUAUAACUCAUUGGCGGCCAUCACUUGGGAGGAUCUCAUUAAGGAUCGCGUGAAACUCAAAAAUGAAAGCCAGGCACUCCUUGUCUCUAAAUUAAUUGCCAUGUCCUACGGACUCAUAAUCAUUGGGUUCGCGUUUCUCGUGGGAAACGCAGGGACUGUAAUGCAGGCGUCGAUGGCUAUAAGCGGAGCUAUGAGUGGCCCUAUAUUUGCCUUAUUUCUUGUCGGCAUAUUUUAUCCGUACGCCACCGCACCGGGCGCAUUAAUAGGAUUUCUGAGUGGAUAUGGCGUUAACUCAGUCCUAGCCAUCGGUUCGUUGGUUCUGCCGCGACCGAAGGUGUCGUUACCGACUACUCUAGACAACUGUCCGGUGGAUGUCAUCCAAAGUGUGUUCACCCGAUUUGAAACACUACCCAACUCUACGUACAUCCCGUCUUAUGAUAACGUGGAAGGUUUGGGUCAAUUCUUUCACAUCUCAUACCUAUUGCUGUCAACCAUUGGAUUCACGAUAUGUAUUGUCGUAUCAGUGUUGACCAGUCUAUGCAUAGGUAAACAAAUCAAAACACUCGAUACAAAGCUGAUGUCACCGAUCGUUAAAUAUAUAUUUCCCGGUAUUGGAGCCCAAAAUAAUCAUAAAUCCAAUGCAAUCGAGACAAUAGAUGCCACGAAAAGUUAA